Molecule: messenger RNA, 2062 nt
Organism: Acyrthosiphon pisum (pea aphid)
Lineage: Eukaryota; Metazoa; Arthropoda; Insecta; Hemiptera; Aphididae
Exons: 7
Coding region: 366-1346 (326 amino acids)
Molecular function (GO): 8-oxo-dGDP phosphatase activity
Source: RefSeq, a predicted model, not a curated record
AAAUAUAAUAUCGGGUUUGCAAACGCGAAUACUUACGCACAUUAUACUUGUCUAUGCUUACGCAGUUACGCGACAUUCUCAAUUAAUAUUACUAAUAUUUCUCUUCGCUCGGCCCCGGUCCGCGGUGAAUCGCGAAUGCCACCGACGUUAAACAACAAUUCGUUUUGUCUAUCAUCGACCGGCGAAUGACCUGUGUCGCUCCCGUCGGACGCCGUUUCGAUAUUUUGCCAUAACACAAUAUCGCCACCGCUUCAAUCGGGAUUCGGGUUCACGGACGGUCCGUCGCUUCAUCGCCGUCGCCGGAUGAUGACGUAUUGAACCGGCGGAGGCGGCGGUGAUACCACCAUCGUAUAUCGCAUUCGGUGAUGAACGAUCCUACCGCACAUGCACAUCACCACCGCACAAUGUCCAAGUUCUUGAAACUGGCGCACAAGUUCAACAGCUUUUACUUGAACGGAUUACAGAAAAAAGAAUGCCGCGCAUUCAUCGUGGACGGCAUUCAAGUCGGGUUGGUCCAGGCUACCGUUACAAUAGAAUUAAGCCGCUAUCCGAAUGUGUUUAUUGUCAACCCGAAUAGUGUCACGCUGAACCCAGCAUUCAGGGAUUACGAUGAACGUUCUGCAAACAUAGAGUCUGUACUUAAAGAAAUGAAAGAAAAAAAGUUGUUUGUUACGCUGAAAGGGUGGAGGGAUGAGUGUUAUGAAGUACGGACAAUGUUUGCUGAUCAACCGUUGCUAAAAAUGGAUCGGUCUGCUACAUGUCUAUUUGGGAUUUGUAAUUAUGGUGUCGACAUAAAUGGUUAUGUGAACCAUCCACAGAAAGGAUUAUGUAUUUGGCUUCAACAGAGAUCAUUGACUAAACAGACAUGGCCUGGAAAAUGGGAUAACAUGGUUGCUGGAGGUUUAUCGGUUGGAAACAGUGUUAUACACACUGCUCAUAAAGAAGGAGAAGAAGAAGCAUCAUUGACUGCAGACCUUAUGAAAAAUUUGCAAUCAGCUGGCACUGUGUCUUUCUUUUAUGAGAGUGAACGAGGAUUGUUUCCUGACACAGAGUUUGUAUUUGACUUAGAAUUACCUCCAGAUUUUGUGCCUCGUAAUCAAGAUAACGAAGUAGAAAAAUUUGAAUUGGUGACUGCGAGUGAAACUGUGAACAGAAUUUUAUCUCCAGACUUCAAGACUACUAGCUGCCCUGUAAUUAUUGAUUUUUUGAUCAGACAUGGAAUUAUUAAUCCAGAAAAUGAGCCACGUUUUCCAGAGUUGGUCGAAUUAUUACAUGUACCACUCCAGUCUCUUUAUAAAAAGUGUGACAACUUGUUGACUGAAAACGGCCUUUCAAAAGCCGAAUGAAUUGUUUGUUGUAUUAAUAUAUGUGUUGUCUUCUUUCAACUUAACUUUCCAUUUUUCAAUAUUACUUCUCAUUUUUUUUUUUUUGUUUUACUUUGAGUCUAUUUAUUUUGCCAAAUAUUCGCUAAAUCCCAUUAUGUUCCUUCCAUUUUUAUUGUGAUACAUAAAUUAAAUGCGUAUCUCACGCCCUAAUGUUUUGUUAUUAUUUUAAUAUUAUUUAAUUUUAAUUCUAUACAUAUUAAAACGUUUUACUAAAUCAAAUUAUUUUUAAUUAUUAAUCAUGUGUUUGGAAUUGAGAAAGCAUACUAAAUUUUAAGAUUUGAAUGUUUUUGUACUAUUUAAUAGUGUUUUGUUAAAUAAAAUUAGAACAUUUUUAAAUAGACAUUAUUCACAAUCAUUCUAAGCUUGUGGUUUGGCUAGUCAAUUUAUAUUUUUUAAAUUAAAUAUUUAAAACACUUAAAACCAUUAUAAACAUCAUAUAAAAAGUGUAGUGUUAUAUUGAAGUGAUAAUAAAAAUAUAUGUUUUUUGUCUUUAAUAACUGUGUAUUAAAUUAUUAUAAUUUAUAUGGUGUAUUAUAUCAAUCAUUAAAUUUGUAUUAAUGAUAACAAUAUUUAUAUCUUAAGAUACCGUUACACAGGUCAUAAAUUGCCCAUUGGCCAUUCUAUUUUGUGUGUAGUUGUAAGUAACUAAAUAUUAAACUUAAUGAUGAUAUUGAAAA